AUGAAGUUCACCACAAUCACUAGCAGCCUUCUGGCUUUCUGCACUCUGGGCAAUGCAGCCAUCAACCUCAGCUAUGCCCCCGAAACCGACCGCUCAAACCAAAUCGCGCUGGGCGAGAACGUGAGAAUUGCUUGGGAAAGCGACAAAACCUACGACCUCCAUCUCGAAAUGGUUACAAAAAAAGACGACAAGAAGCAUUGGCCCAGCGGCUGGCGACCCAUCGAGACCAUGUUUAUGAACUUGAGAUUGAACGCUGGCAAAGGCGAGUAUUUGUACAACAUCCCUGUUGGAACGGGCCAGCGUACUAGUGUGGCUAUCAAGGAUGGCGAUUUAUGCUCUUUUGUGAUUACUGGAACGGAAAUCGACGACAGUGGACUUCGGUAUGUUAAUCAUACUGCUUGGUUCCCGGUUGUCAAGCAUGAAAUUUCGCCAAAGGAUGGGUUUAAGCAGCAGAAAUUCUCGGGUUGA
Molecule: messenger RNA, 468 nt
Organism: Aureobasidium namibiae CBS 147.97
Lineage: Eukaryota; Fungi; Ascomycota; Dothideomycetes; Dothideales; Saccotheciaceae
Exons: 3
Coding region: 1-468 (155 amino acids)
Source: RefSeq, a predicted model, not a curated record